CAAAAAGUCCCUUUGUUAUCCGUGACUAAUGUUUUAUAAUUAAACGUCAAAAGUGAUACAAGUACGAAAUGGCAAAAAAGACAUAUGACUUGUUAUUUAAAUUGUUGUUAAUAGGAGAUUCUGGCGUAGGUAAAACGUGUAUUUUGUUCCGUUUCUCAGAUGAUGCCUUUACGACAACUUUUAUUUCAACUAUAGGUAUAGAUUUUAAAAUAAAAACCGUAGAAUUAGGUGGCAAAAAAAUUAAAUUGCAAAUAUGGGAUACAGCCGGCCAAGAAAGAUUUCACACAAUUACCACAUCCUAUUACAGGGGGGCCAUGGGCAUAAUGUUAGUUUAUGAUAUUACCAAUGAAAAAAGUUUUGAGAACAUAGUUAAAUGGUUAAGAAACAUAGAUGAGCAUGCAAAUGAAGAUGUAGAAAAAAUGAUACUCGGUAAUAAGUGUGAUAUGUCUGAUAAACGAACAGUGUCAAAAGAAAGAGGUGAAACGAUUGCAAGAGAACAUGGAAUACGGUUCAUGGAAACCUCAGCCAAAGCUAACAUUAAUAUAGAGAGAGCAUUCAGCGAGUUAGCGGGGGCAAUUUUGGAGAAAACUGCAGGCAGAGAACCUGGAGAUCCAGCAGAUCGAGUCUAUGUCGACAGGAGGCAACAACCCAGCACCACAAAGUCAUGCUGUAAUUAGUUAUUGCAUUUCAUUUUUUAAUAGUAAGGACAUUUCACAAAAAGUCUAUUUUAGUUUUAUUUAUCUUUAUAAGCUGGUUUCUGAGUUACCACAAAAAUAUUAUUUUAUUUACGUUGUGUAAUUUAAACGCAAACGCACAAAUAAUAAAUAAAUACCAAUAAUACAGAAUGCCUAUGAUCAAAAUGUUUUAAUGUAAGGUAAAUGUUUCCAUUAAUUGAUUAUUUAUGUAUCCAUAAACAUACUGUUACAUAAGUUGCAAAAUUUUCACACAUUUUCAUUGUGUAACAGUGUAUGGAUAGAGUCAGAAACCCAGUUUACCCUUUUUUCAAACUAAAAAUGUGUUAUGGAACCAAAAACCCAGUUAUAGUUCUAGAAUAUUUGAAUCAAGCAAUAGCUUAUGUGCUUUAUGUUAGCCAUAUUUACCUAUUUAGUUCUAUUGUAAAUUUUGCCAUAUAAUUUGUAUAAUCAAAAUGAAAGCGAACUAAUUUAGUAGAUAUAUCUACUGUUUUGUCAUUAUUUUAUUUUUUGUUGUAUAUUUAUUUAAAUUUUAAUAUUUUUCUAUUACUUAAAAAAAGCUAUUAUGGCUUUCUAUAAUUUAAUUAUAUAAAAACAUAAAAAUAUUGCCUGCAAUUGUGUUUAGCUCUGAAUACUUAUAAAACUUUUUUACAGCCAUCUAACAAAUUAAUACAGUUGCUGACAAUGCUUUAUGAUUUUUAUUAGAAAUUCGAGAAAUAUGUAUAUUAAUAAUAAAUAUAAAGUUUUCAUUUAAGCUGUUACACUUAUUUAAUCCCUUACACAAAAAAUAAAAUAUGCCAAAACGUUAUCAUUGUAAAAAAAGACUUAACUUCAUUAAUGUAACCAACUUAUUUACAUUUCUAAAAACAUAAUAUGAG
Brassicogethes aeneus is the source of this 1570-nucleotide messenger RNA. The record is from the annotation of a GenBank genome assembly. NCBI's taxonomy places the organism in Eukaryota, Metazoa, Arthropoda, Insecta, Coleoptera, Nitidulidae.